AUGAGUGAUAAGCCUGUUCUUCUUUUUGUCACAGGGGCCUGGCAUCCUCCGAAAUGCUACGACGGCCUGAAGAGCUCCCUCAUCGAAUUGGGCUACGAGUGUGUUAUCCCGAAGCUUCCCAGUGUAGGACCGGAGAGUCAUGGAGUCACUUGGAAAGCAGACACGGCCAAGAUCUUGGAAACAGCAGAGCAAUUCUUUGUUCAGGGACGAGAGGUUGUCCUCAUCGCCCAUUCGUAUGGCGGCAUUCCCGCUACGGCCGCAACGCAAGGCCAGGGGGUCCAGGAACGGCAAGCGGCGGGGCUGAAAGGAGGAUUUCACUCGAUCAUUUUUCUGGCUGCUUUUGCCAUUCCGGUUAGAGGCUGGGAUCUUAUUACGACUUUCGGGGGAGCGUAUCCGCCAUGGCUUGAAACCAGCGAGAAAUAUACAAAGAAUAAACUGACUAGAAUGGUACACGAACAAGCUCGGGAGUGCGUCUACAGCGGCUGCACCAAAGAAGCAACAGACACAGCCCUGCAAGAAACGCAGCCGCAUUCUCAAGAUGCGUUCGAGACCAGCCUAGACUUUAUCGCUUCCGAUAUCACCAUCCCCAAGACCUACAUCAUUUGUGAGAAAGAUCAGCUACUGCAGCUUCCCCUCCAAGAAAAGCUUGUUGAGUCAACGCCAGGAAUGAAGGAGGCCAGGCUUGCGAGGGGCCAUAGUCCAUUUGUGGAGGACGCGGCAGAAACGGCCGAUAUGAUUCUUAAAGUGGUGGAAGGACGAGUUUAG
Molecule: messenger RNA, 765 nt
Organism: Fusarium sp. VM40
Lineage: Eukaryota; Fungi; Ascomycota; Sordariomycetes; Hypocreales; Nectriaceae
Source: the annotation of a GenBank genome assembly